GCACAAGGCCACGCGAGCUAAAGGUGCUAGUAAUAUCGGUGCAUUCUUUGUGACGUCUACUGCGGAAACACCUCACCGUUUACCAGUUAUUGAGCAGUGCCAACAAUCGCAUUCUGAAAGGUAAUUGCCCAGCUCACAUAGCUCAUAAUGCCUGCAAGCACGCCUGCGAUCAGCUGUCAGUGGAUAUUGAGACAAUUGUUUUACAGAUCUACAGCCACUUAUCAGUAUCUGCUUCCCGAAGAGAUGACCUGCGUGCAUUUUUUUCUUUGUUGACAUUGAGUGGCGUGAAAUUCUGCGACAUGUUUGCACGCGAUGGCUCUGUCUUCAUCCAGCUGUCGAUCGUCUCCUGCAAAGCUGGCCAGCUCUUACUUCAUACUUCAGGUCCCUUGGGGAGACCUGUCCUGUGGCACUGAAGAGUAUUUUUGAGUAUGAAGAAAAAACGGAAGCUGCUGAGAUAUAUCUGUGCUUUUUCCACAACGUGGGUGUGUUUUUGACCAACUCGUAAAAAGCGGGAGGAAACAACGCUCUGCAUCACAGAUGUUUACGAGGAAAUCAAAAAGUUCAAAAUGAAGAUGCUUCAGCUGAAACAGGACCGUUUUUUGGAUACCAGACCAAGCAGCUGAUGGACAAACAAUUGUCAGCACAAAGGUCCAAGCAGCAACAGGACUUUGAAGUUCUAUGACACUGUCAUUACAUACAUUGAUAAGUGGUUUGAUUUCUCACCAGAAAAUGUAAUGGUGAAACUGAUGUGCCUCUAUGAGGAGCUCUCCUUCACUGAUCUGGAGCAGCUGGUGGUUGCCCUCAAACUGACAGAGACGGUCAGUCAGUAUGGACCAACUCUAUGAAGAGUUUUGUGCUAGCCGGGAGGAAAUACAGAAAGCCAGACAGGAUACCACAAAAUCCGCCAGUGAGAAGUGGGUGGCAAUUUUCCAAGACCUAGGGAAAGCCAACUUGUUCAACAUGUUCAGGAUUGUCUCAUUUGUCCUCCAUGUGCCAGGCUCAAAUGCCUUUGUAGAGAGGAUUUUCUCUCUGAUGACCAUUAAAUGGCCAGACUCAAGAAACAGAUGCAGAGCUGAUCAAAAAUGAACUUCAGAUAUUUGUGAACUGUGAUUGGCUAUGCAAGAGGAGAAAGGACUGCUUGAAUCAGUCAAGAGCAGCAAAAAAUAUGUAGACUUGGCUUCUAGCCGGUUCGUGACAACACCUACCCAUACCACCGAGCACUGGCACGCGACCUUUUGGCCCUUAUUUGAUAGUGAGAAAGUUGACAACCAUAAAAUGGAGGAGAGGAGCUCAAGAGGACCAGACGAAACACAGGGAGGAGAGGAGCUCAAGAGGACCAGACGAAACACACGGAGGAGAGGAGCUCAAGAGGACCAGACGAAACACAGGGAGGAGAGGAGCUCAAGAGGACCAGACGAAACACACGGAGGAGAGGAGCUCAAGAGGACCAGACGAAACACAGGGAGGAGAGGAGCUCAAGAGGACCAGACGAAACACACGGAGGAGAGGAGCUCAAGAGGACCAGACGAAACACAGGGAGGAGAGGAGCUCAAGAGGACCAGACGAAACACACGGAGGAGAGGAGCUCAAGAGGACCAGACGAAACACACGGAGGAGAGGAGCUCAAGAGGACCAGACGAAACACAGGGAGGAGAGGAGCUCAAGAGGACCAGACGAAACACACGGAGGAGAGGAGCUCAAGAGGACCAGACGAAACACAGGGAGGAGAGGAGCUCAAGAGGACCAGACGAAACACAGGGAGGAGAGGAGCUCAAGAGGACCAGACGAAACACAGGGAGGAGAGGAGCUCAAGAGGACCAGACGAAACACAGGGAGGAGAGGAGCUCAAGAGGACCAGACGAAACACAGGGAGGAGAGGAGCUCAAGAGGACCAGACGAAACACAGGGAGGAGAGGAGCUCAAGAGGACCAGACGAAACACAGGGAGGAGAGGAGCUCAAGAGGACCAGACGAAACACAGGGAGGAGAGGAGCUCAAGAGGACCAGACGAAACACACGGAGGAGAGGAGCUCAAGAGGACCAGACGAAACACACGGAGGAGAGGAGCUCAAGAGGACCAGACGAAACACACGGAGGAGAGGAGCUCAAGAAAAGAGAGGAGAAACCAGUAAAGGAGAAGAGGACAACAAACAAGGGGAGAAAACAGUGA
Molecule: messenger RNA, 2169 nt
Organism: Salmo salar (Atlantic salmon)
Lineage: Eukaryota; Metazoa; Chordata; Actinopteri; Salmoniformes; Salmonidae
Source: RefSeq, a predicted model, not a curated record